Tachyglossus aculeatus (Australian echidna) is the source of this 1162-nucleotide messenger RNA. It is a transcript of the gene OSER1, whose product is annotated as oxidative stress responsive serine rich 1. The record is from RefSeq and is a predicted model, not a curated record. The transcript has 4 exons. Gene Ontology annotation, biological process: cellular response to hydrogen peroxide. NCBI's taxonomy places the organism in Eukaryota, Metazoa, Chordata, Mammalia, Monotremata, Tachyglossidae. The coding region runs from base 142 to 1002 and encodes 286 amino acids.
GUGGGGCGGCCUGCGCGGCGGGUCCGCUCCGGGUUGAGCGGGCGGCCGUGGCGGAGGGAGGGAGGGACGGACGGAGGCCGGGACGGGCCGCCGCGAGCGGCAUUAACAACGGACAUCUGUGGCGGCGGAACACAUCCCACCAUGAAAUCGGAAGCCAAGGACGCAGAAGAGGAGAGCCUGCAGACUGCUUUCAAGAAGCUAAGAGUGGACGCGGCCGGGUCAACGGCCUCGCUUCCCGUCGGAGAGGGGACGAGCGUCCGAACAUCAGCCCGAACGGCUCCGGACGAGAGCAAACCCAAAACCGUGUGUGCCCCGAAAGACAGCUGGCAUGGGUCAACGAGGAAAGCCUCCAGAGGAACCGCGCGAACCCAGCGGCGUCGGCGUUCCAAGUCUCCCGUCCUUCACCCUCCGAAGUUCAUCCACUGCGGCACGAAGGCUUCUUCCCCAAGCAGCCAGCUCAAGCACAAAAGCCAAAGCGACCCUGCGGACAGCGGCGCCAGCCGGCUAGGGAUCCCCGCCCCUAAAGAGCUCAGCCCGAGCGAACACCCCGUGGCACCCCUCGCCGCCCCCGAGGCCCCGGCGGGCGGCCCCGCGGCCGUCGAGGACGCCCAGGAGACCCCGGCCUCCGCCCUGGCCUCCCAAGGCCGUGACCUCUCUGACUUCCGGUCCGUGUCCGAGCUGAACCAGGGCCGGCCGUGUGCCUGCGCGGGGCGGGAGUGCCAGUGCCAGCGGUGGCAGGACAUGGAGGUGUAUUCCUUUUCGGGCCUGCAGAACGUCCCUCCCUUGGCGGCGGAGAGAAGAGGUCCCCUGGAGGACCACUCGCAGUCUUUACACGGCAGAACUCCAUCCGGCCUGGGGGCCGCCGGCUCCCCGCGUUCCUGUUCCGAGCAGGCCAGGGCCUACGUGGACGAUGUGACUAUCGAAGACCUUUCGGGCUACAUGGAAUACUAUUUGUACAUCCCCAAGAAAAUGUCCCACAUGGCGGAGAUGAUGUACACCUGAAAGCCACCGGCCCGCGAGCCCACUGCGCCGUAAGACCCACGGUGGGGCCGGCAAGGGACCACCCGGCCCUCGGCGGACACCUCUGCGAUCUCUCUCCGUGCGGGGCAAACACCUCUCUCUGCUCACUGCGCUUGCAAUAAAAACGUCUCUUGGCAUCCCA